ACAACUGGUGCUGGUGCGACUGACAACUCUCUUUAGCAAGAUUGCCACAGUAAAACAAUAUAGCAAUAAGCCUGCAAAUACCCACAUAUGUGGGGUAGAUACUUCGGUGGUUCAGUUCAAUAAUUAUCGGGGAGAUUAGGUAUAGGUAGUCGUUCUCGUUCAAUUAUUCGGUGAGUUGCAUUCCUCGCAGCAGGAUGAACUUGGAAGCUAUCGUGCCAAAAGUUGUCGCAGUUUUCUUGCUGGUCGCCCUCCAAGUCGACUACAGUAGACAAGCCCUACCGUUGGUCAUCAACACCUGGAACUUUUCCAAUGCUACUUUGAGAGCUCAUCAAUCGCUGACGGUGGGAGAGUUCAGCGCAGUCGAUGCCCUGGUGGAAGGAUGUAGUGUCUGUGAGCGGGAACAGUGCGAUGGGACGGUGGGUUACGGCGGAAGUCCGGAUGAAAACGGUGAGUCAACGCUGGAUGCUUUGAUCAUGGACGGGACGACGAUGAAUGUCGGAGCGGUGGCCGCACUUCGCGAGAUUAAACACGCCAUCGCAGUGGCCAAGCAUGUGCUGGAGAAUACGAAGCAUACCAUGCUGGUCGGGAGUCAGGCAACGGAUUUCGCCGUCAUGAUGGGAUUCCAACGAGAAACGUUGCAAACCGACCAUUCCAGGGAGAUGUGGGAGCAGUGGAAAACCAAUCACUGCCAGCCGAACUUUUGGACGAAUGUGAUCCCUUCUCCUUCGAUGUCUUGUGGACCAUACGAACCGAUCUCCGGAAAUUCUAUCACCGAAAACUACCUACCGGAGGCUGACGAUGCUGCGCAGAAGUUGGAACCCGUCGAACCCGAGUUUGGACGCUACAACCACGACACCAUCGGAAUGAUUGUGAUUGAUGCGAAUGGUCAUGUGGUGGCUGGAACAUCGACCAAUGGGGCGCGAAACAAAAUUCCCGGCCGGGUUGGUGAUUCGCCGAUUGUAGGAUCGGGUGCCUAUGCGGAUUCGACGGUUGGUGCGGCGGCUGCCACUGGAGACGGGGACAUCAUGAUGCGAUUCAUGCCUUCGCUGCUGGCCGUCGAGGGUCUGCGACAGGGCUUGAGCCCAAUGCUGGCAGGUGAGGCAGCUUUGGCGCGUAUAGCCAAGCACUAUCCGGACUUUGUGGGAGGGAUAGUGGUUGCCACCAAGGAUGGAGAGUACGGCGCGGCUUGCCACGGAUUGACGCAGUUUCCGUAUUCGGUGGCGCAAGGCACGGAACCGGAAGCGCAGGUUGUGGUUAAAAUAGUUAAUUGUAGAAAGAAAAGGAAUUGAUGAACAAUAAAUUGUUUUGUAUUCUUGUCUUAUUGUA
Molecule: messenger RNA, 1326 nt
Organism: Aedes aegypti (yellow fever mosquito)
Lineage: Eukaryota; Metazoa; Arthropoda; Insecta; Diptera; Culicidae
Product: N(4)-(Beta-N-acetylglucosaminyl)-L-asparaginase
Exons: 3
Coding region: 195-1289 (364 amino acids)
Biological process (GO): protein deglycosylation
Cellular component (GO): lysosome
Molecular function (GO): N4-(beta-N-acetylglucosaminyl)-L-asparaginase activity
Source: RefSeq, a predicted model, not a curated record